AUGUUUUCAUCUCACUAUGUUCACUUUGCUUCUGGAAACUUGCAGAAAGAGUUAGAAAAUGAAAUUGUAAGCUUGAAGAAAGCUGUUGAGUCCUCUGAACUCCAGCGCAUGCAGCUCCAGAAUGAAAUCAAGACUCUGACUGAACAGCUGAAGAAGAAGGAAACAGAAUUUGCACAUGAGAUGGAGAACCUGGGCAGUAAGGACUUGGUGCAGGAGGUGCUGAAGCUUCGCCGCUCUCUGGAUGAUGCAGAGCUGCUGAGCAGAGACACAAGGAAGGAGUGGGCUGUCCUACGCAGUCGCAGCAUUUCUUUGGAGGAGACGAAUGUGACUCUGACUGCCAGCCACGAGAAAAGGGAGGCGGAGGUGAAGAGCCUGCGUUUUCAGCUGGAGACGGAGAAGUCGCGUUACAGAAAGAUGCAGAGCGAUCUCCAGAAGGAGCUGAAUGUCGCAUUUGAUGAGAACACCAAGCUCACCACUCUGCUAGAUGGCAAUGUGCCUAAAAAUCUGAUUGACAGCAUAGAGCUUGAGAGAACUGUUGCCAAUCUAAAUAAAGAGUUGAUGGCAUCUCGUCAAGUGGAGACGGCCUUGAGAGCUCAGCUAGAUGAGCUGGCUGCAUGUCAGACUCUCCCAGAUAAAGUGGACGCCUUGGUAAAGCAGCUUGAAGGAAGUGAGCAGGAGCGAGGAGCUCUGGAAGGAAAACUGAGCGACGUGCAGCAGCUGAUCAAGGAUUUGGAGGAGAAGCUUGCUGACAGCGAAGCUUCCAGAAGCACUGAGGAGGAGAUUAGCAGAGAGCUUCAAGAACAAAUCAGCCAGUUAAAUGAAGAACUUCGGUGUGUGCGAGCUGAGAAAGCCGAGCUCCUGUCCGAGCAGAGCACUGCUGAUCAGAGGUUUGCAGAGGAGACGGAGAAGCUGCUCUCUGCUGUAACAUCUGUGACCGCAGAGAGAGACGAGCUCAGGGUGAAGCUGCAAGAACACGUGGACAAGGCGUUUGUGGGUCGCGGUAAACUCAGGGGCCAUGUUGUCAGGGGUCUUAGAGAUGGGUUGAGAAGUUCAGUCACUGGGGUGGAGUUCAGUAGAGCUGCUGCUUCUCCGCAUCAACAGAAACCAGCUGAGGCACUUCAGGCAUCUGACAAGGAUGUCACCUCAGCUGGUCUGGGUCCUACUGAGAGGAAACCCAGCGUGUACCCAGGACACGCUGCAAAGGUUCCAUCUCUCGACUGGCCUGAUCUGACCUGUGCUACCCUGCAUAAGUUCGAGGAGAGAGACGAGCUGCAGGAGAUCCUGGAGGGUCUGAGGCAGGAGAAGCAGCAGCUCCGGGCAGAGCUGGAGGACAGGGUGGAGAUGCUGCAGGGUGCUCUACAGGCUGUCACAGAGCAGAAGAGCCAGUUGGAGGGUGAUCUGCAGCGUAGUACAGUCACGGCUGCUGAGGCUCAAAGUCUCAUGCAUUCCCUUCAAGAGCAGCUCAAAGAACAAAAUAAAAAUUGCGAUCUCGAAAGAGUUGACCAAGAAACGCAGGCUCAGCUGAAACUACAGGUCGAGGAGACCAACAGUCUACUUCAGUGUCUUCAAGAGGAGCUAAAGGAGCAGAAACAAAAGCUGUGUGAUCGUGUGCAACUCUAUGAGCAAAAGGAAGUGGACUUCACACAGCAGUUAACGACCCUCUCUGAGGAGCUUGACAGCGCCCGAGCAGAGAGAGAUGCCCUGUUGCUUCAGAAGGAACAGACAGAGAGCAGACCGAGCAGUGGCAAAGAUGCAGGCAGUACCCUCCAGUUACAAGAGCUCACAGACCAGAUUCAGAGACUGACUGAGGAGCUGGAGAGUGUGAGAGCAGAGAGAGACAGUCUGCUGUCUGAGAAGGAGCUCAGCACUCAGACCUCCACAGAGGAGAUGGAGAAGCUGCUGUGCAGAGUGACGUCUGUCAGCGAGGAGAGAGACGAGCUGCAGGAGAUCCUGAAGGGUCUGAGGCAGGAGAAGCAGCAGCUCCGGGCAGAGCUGGAGGACAGGAUGCAGAUGAUCUCAGCCAUCCAGGACAAGCUGAGUCAGCUGAACAUGCAGCAGCAGCCUGAGAGAGGAGAGCAAGAAGCCAAGCUGCAACAAGACAUACUGCAGCUUAAAGAGCAAGUUCAAAUGCACACAGAAAGACGCGCUCAGGCUGAAAGUGAAGCAGAUGCAGUGCAGCAGUUGCUCAGCGAAGCGAACGCAACCAUCUCUGCUCUCAGAGAGCAGCUCAGCAGGUCAGAGCCGAGCACCAGCGGGACUAAGGAGCUGCUGUCGUCACAACUGCAAAACUCCACCACACAGCUUGAGGAGUCCUUCAAAAGCUUCCAGCAAUUCAUAGACACUUGUUGUAGUUAUGACAAUAUAACUCAGGACAAGGGCCUGAGGGAGCGGCAUUCCCUGAAGCAUCCUCUUCCCAAGGCCACCAAGGAUGCCUAUGAUGCGGUCUUUCAGCUGGGACAGUCAACUGAUGAAAAUCUCAGAAAAAUUCAAGAGCUGCUGCGUGUGAAGGCACUUGGCUACAGGAACAUUUUUGAGGAGCUGGUGAAAAACAACUUGGCCGUCUUCGAGGAGAGACGGCUGCAGGAUGUGCUUCUAUGCAGAGCGCAGGCGCCCAGCCACUCUGUUCAAGUCGAGGGCUUUGACACACUGUGGGAGCAGAGACUGCCUGAGCUGCUGGACAGGAGGCAACUUUACAUGGAGAAAAUGAGCAGCAUUUUGGACAAGCUCUGGGACCACAUGACCUCCUACCUCCAUGAGCUGAAGGGUGAGAUUCAAGGACGAUUCAAGUUCAAUAAGCAGCUGCAGGUCCUGAUCACCAACCAGCCAAUUAGCUUCAGUGGGCUGGACAGCAUCCUGGAGCCGGAGUCUGACCGCAGAACGGCAGGGAUACAAAGCAAGAAAUGUCUUCUGCAGAGUAUCACUGAUGAGCAGAAGGGUCUGUUUGAAGAGCUAAAACAGCUGGAGGCUGAGGCAGAGUCUCACCUUAGGGAGGUGAAAAGCAAAAGUUCCACUUUGCUGCAGGCGCUGGAGGAGGGAGCGCUUCUGACAGUCGCAGCUCUGCUGAAGGAAACCCAGCAGCUAGCUUCUCAGCUGAAACACGCAGAGGAAAAAGUGAAAGCUCUGCAUAUUCAAAAUGAGCAGCUGGAGGAGGCACGCAUCAAAGCUGAUGCCAAAGUUUCCAACCACAAAGAGGCAACACAACUCCUGCAGACUGAGCUGCAGGACAACCGUGCACUAGUUGAAGAGAAAGAGAACGCUAUACAAGCUCUGAAGAGCAAAAUUCGAGAAUCUGAGAAAAAAUCAUCACCCAGUGCGGCUGAGCUGGAGAAGCUUCAGACCAAGCUGUUGCAGUUGGAGAUGAAGCUCAGCUCAGCAUCCGACGAACACAAACGAGAGAUCCAGGCGAUGAACACACUGUUGGAGGAAAAAGAACAGUUACUGAGGAAGCUUAAAGAGACUUUGAGAAAAUCCCAACAGGAGGGAGAAGAGUCGUUCUUGCAGGGUAAAGACCUUCAUGCCAGACUGACCAACCCCAGGAGUUCUGUGGUCAGCAGCAGUAUUCUGAUGGAGAAAUCCAAGCUGGAGAAGGAAGUCAGCCAGCUUCACAUGAAAAUCACAGAACUGGAAAGUGUGGUUGCCAGUCAGCAGGCUGAGAUUACCAAGUGGAAGAACAGAGCCAUCAAACUAAAGGUGAGGAACAAAGUGGAAGAGGACAAGCUUCAGUCACCUAGCACUCCCACCAAGAGGGGCUUUCCCAUGACCUCUGACUCCUCUAACCUGCUGAGCUCACCUAAAAAGUUUUUGAUACCUGCCAAGAAGCUCCUGGACACUCCCAGGAAGGGUUUGGAGUCACCCAGAAAGCUGCUGGAUUCGCCAAAGGCCUCUCUCCUCAAAUCCCCCAAAAGCAGAUUCUUUGAUGUGGGCGGAAGCUCUGAGACACUGUCCCGAAACUGUCCCAAGCAGUUCUUCGACAACUCGAGCCUUGGAACCAUUCCAGAGGUUUCCCGUGUUCCUGAAACAGCAGCUCCAGAACAGGAUGUCACUGUGGACACGGACAAAAACGAGUGGUGGCCAAAGUCUCCAAAACAGGAAGAAAUGUGUAAAACACAAUAACGUGUUUGUAAAGAGCAGUAUUUUUUACCUUUGUUUGUAAUGUUUAUGUACUUUUAUUUCCCACUUUCAUUUUUCCCUUUUCAUCCUAAGAAAUUUAAUAAAUGUGUUUUUAAU
Molecule: messenger RNA, 4227 nt
Organism: Pundamilia nyererei
Lineage: Eukaryota; Metazoa; Chordata; Actinopteri; Cichliformes; Cichlidae
Product: centromere-associated protein E-like
Exons: 29
Coding region: 1-4113 (1370 amino acids)
Source: RefSeq, a predicted model, not a curated record